ACAUAACGACGAUAACCUCUUUCUUUUCUCUACCCCUGCUUUGCUUUGGCUUUCUGCUAGUGUUUCUGCUUCUUCAACACUUUAACAAAUCAAGUAGUUUAUUAAUUUAAACCGGUAGGAUUCAAUUGCCACUAAUAAAAAUGAAACGACGUGUUAUGAAUACAAAUCAUAACAUAAAGGGUGAAAUUUUACCUGAAGUUGUUCUAGUGGAGAGGAGUGAACAACCAUUAGGACAAGCUUUAGUCAACAGCUACGCUGUUCAUAAAAGUUCAUCCAUAGACCUCCUAGAACUAGCCAAAGAAAUUCAAAAAGCGGACAGCUUUGUGCAAGCAACAACAUGCAACAAGUUGAAAGUGAUUGCAGAACAGAUGAAAUUUUUGAAGCAGCAAGCAGAAUCUGUCUUGUUGGAAGCUAAACGAGACGACCAUCUACACCAUGUUGCUUGUAAUUUCCAAAAAGUGCCUGGAAAAGUGUAUCACCUUUACAAGAGAGAUUCUGGGCAGCAGUUUUUUUCAAUUAUUUCUCCUGAGGAAUGGGGAUCUUCACUACCUCAUGAGCACCAAGGUUCUUAUCGCCUGGAACACGACAUGUCAUGGACCCCUGCGGAGAAACUUCACUCGACAGAAACCAGAGACAAUAUGUUUCUAUUGAAACAGGUGCUGCAUUUAGAAAACAAAGUGUCCAAAGAUAUUCAGUCCGAACAAAUGAUGAUAGACUUUGAAUGAAUGAGGUCAUCUUUUGUACAGUAUGACCUAAGAGAAUUUAUUUCACAUUACAGUUUUAUCGUUAAUACUUUUUCCUUUAGAACACUUUUCCGUACAAACGUUGAUUGUCUUUGAGUUUUUUCCAAGCAUAUUAGAGUUUAAUAAUUGGAUGUUUGGAAAAUAAACAGCCAUAGGAAGAUUUUAAUAUAUUUAGUUUAUGGUUUUUUAUAAAAAAUAGAACUACUGUAUUAGGCCUAAGUGGUUUCCCAUCCAAACCACAAUGUAUUGAAAACCAAAACACCUAUUUUGUGUCAAAGUAGGUACUUUAAAAGAUGCAAAUUAUGAAAUGUUGGGUCCCUAUUUUUAUAAAUACAUGGGGAACUAAAUGAAACAUCUAAAAUAGCCAUUUAUUUCUAAAUGUCAUAGAAAAAAAAAAAAAAAAUAGGAACCUUGGUAAGAGUAACCUAAUUUUUAGGAUCCAGCUUAAGUCAUGAAUAUGAUAGAAGAGCAGUUACAAAAUCACUCAUUGAUGUAUGUGUUGACAAUGACUGUAACUGCCUUUACAGAUAAACUUCAAAACAUUACAGUACAGCAAACACAUCAAACUAACAAAUCACUCAUUAUUGAUAAUUUUGUACAUCUAAAUACACAGUCUAAAGUCUAAACAGAUAAAAAUCAUGUAUCCCCAGAGCGUGUCUUAACCGUUUUUACAUUGAGGUUUGACACUGAAGGGUUGAAGAAGGCUACCAUGUCAUAACUUACAAAUGUGCGUUUCAUAUUUUUAAACUGGAUAAAAUAAACAGAAUGUUGUGAAUUGUAUUAUUUUUCCUCCUCAAUGUAUGGAAAUGGUCACAUUGCCACACCUGUAAACAGUACGGUACGUAAAAUGGCUCAUUUCCACUUGAUUUAUUCUUCCCGCUCGCAACCUUUAUUCAUUCUCAAAACCUCACAACCUGAAACUGUAUAAUUAAGGUUAGGGUCCUAUUGUAAUAUACCUGAUGUUUUUAUUGUGAUAUUUGUUUGAUUUAGGAAUAUUAAAAUUUAUUUUAUUUA
Messenger RNA from Macrosteles quadrilineatus (aster leafhopper), 1757 nucleotides. RefSeq lists its product as uncharacterized. NCBI's taxonomy places the organism in Eukaryota, Metazoa, Arthropoda, Insecta, Hemiptera, Cicadellidae. The transcript has 4 exons. Bases 141 to 725 code for a protein of 194 amino acids. The record is from RefSeq and is a predicted model, not a curated record.